Clupea harengus (Atlantic herring) is the source of this 3081-nucleotide messenger RNA. It is a transcript of the gene mindy1, whose product is annotated as MINDY lysine 48 deubiquitinase 1. Gene Ontology annotation, molecular function: cysteine-type deubiquitinase activity; cysteine-type carboxypeptidase activity; K48-linked deubiquitinase activity. Gene Ontology annotation, biological process: protein K48-linked deubiquitination. NCBI's taxonomy places the organism in Eukaryota, Metazoa, Chordata, Actinopteri, Clupeiformes, Clupeidae. Gene Ontology annotation, cellular component: cytosol; cell periphery. The record is from RefSeq and is a predicted model, not a curated record.
AAAACAAGGUUGCGUAGACCGUCCAACACAGAAAUAGAAAACUCAGCAGAGCGCAGAAGUGGAGACAAGAGCAGAUCAACCUGUCUAGAGAAGUGAUGUACUGAACUGAUUUACGCCCCCCUUGUAGUGGAGACACUCAAGUCUUAUCUUUACAUGGUUUACUCUUUGGUCAAAUAUGAUCCUUUGACGACAAACGGUCACCAGUCCAAGCCAACAGCUGUUUAGUCUCAGGAAAAAAAAAACAAGCUCAAGUUCCGAGUUGAACUGUGUGUUGGGCAAGUUUUUUGCUGCUCAUCAGGCUGCUCAUUUCUUCACACGCAGUUGAAAUAGCUUAAUCAUUGUCUGGGCCAUGCUAGGUCAGUAUGCCUUGCAAGGCAAAGCACAAAGGAAGAACAACCACCGGUCUGUGUGAAAUUAGCCUUAGCUUUGUCAAAGACACGUUGUUUUACACUAACGGAUACCUCUUGUCAUUUUCAUGGUAAAUAAUUCAGACUUAUUUGCGUCACUUCAGGUGUCUAAAGAUUUAAAAAGGAUGAAAGUUAACUGCAUCUUAUAAGUAUGUAGUAAGUGUCGUUGUAAACACGUCACAGCAGCACUAGUCUCUUGAGAGUCUUGAUGAGGUAUCUGUAAUCCAAAACUUGCGUUGUGUAUUUACAUGUUUAGAAAAUGCUGAAGUGGGUCAGCACUAUUUCGCUUGUAAGAGGAUACAGCCAUUUGAGUCACUACAGAGUCUAAGUGUUUUAGAUGAUGUCACAUGAUCUUUAAUUUAAAAAAAGAAAACAAAAUGUGGUGGUUUCAAAAUUAGCUGUCCAUCCUGUUUUCAAGCUGAUGCUAAGUCCUAUUCUCAGGGGAUCUCAAAAUUAAAGGUUCUGGCGUUAAGAACAAAAGGGCUUUAUUUUCUGUUUUGAGAAGUUCGAAAAUACUUUGGCCUUAUUAAUCUCAAUUGAAGUGCUUAACCAAACCCUUCCGCAAUGACCGAAUCUAGUUCAGAGAAAGUGUUGGGGGAUACGGUGGGGUUAGGUAAAGAAGAGCAGCUGGUGACAUCAGACGUCUCCAGUGUGCUUGCUCAGGAUCAGAAAGACUUAAAAGUUGGGGAGACGGAAGAAGCACACCAAAGAGGACAGGAUGUGUAUCCUCUGGAUGAAGACCCUCCAAAUGUGGUUCCUCCAGGGGACACUCCAUUAGUAGACACUGGAGACCUCUUGCAUCUGGAGGCAAAAACACCAGAGCCUGCUGCGCCCGUUCAACUGGAGAACGGCCAGCCGGACGAUGGCCAGUCGAACGUGAUACACGAAAGGCAGGUGGAUGGAGAGAGUUCAGAGGUCGCUGUCGGCCAGUGUGCUAACCAGAGCCAGUCCGCUGACACUGCCUCUUGCUCCAUACCCAGUCUGGACGUCUCCGAGGGCAGCAAUGGCGUGUCCGUGGACGAGGCCCUGUCUUCGUCCUUCUCAGCCCUGGGAGCUGAUGCUGGUUCCCCGUGCGUGGAGGCGACAGGUCUGGCGGAGGUGGUUCUGCCGCCCGCGACCUCCGUACCGACCACCGCAGCCGCAGCAGCUGGGGGUGCGGUUUCCACGGAUACUGAGACGGUCAUGCCGGCGUACUACUUUGUGAAGUGGAUCACCUGGAAAGAGAAGAAGACUCCCAUCAUCACGCAGAGCGAGAAUGGACCCUGCCCCCUGCUGGCCAUCAUGAACAUCCUGUUUUUGCGCUGGAAGGCCAAGCUGCCCCCGCAGACGGAGGUCAUCACCACAGAGGACCUGAUGGCUCACCUGGGGGAAUGUGUGCUGUCAAUCAAACCAAGGGAGACCGCUGAGGGCAUGGAACUGAACUUCCAGCAGAACAUGAGCGAUGCCAUGGCGGUGUUGCCCAAGCUGUCCACAGGCCUGGACGUGAACGUGCGCUUCACUGGAGUGUGUGACUUUGAGUACACGCCCGAGUGCAUCGUCUUCGACCUGCUGGACCUUCCCCUGUACCACGGCUGGCUGGUGGACCCCCAGAGCCUAGAAAUGGUGUCUGCUGUGGGGAAGCUCAGCUAUAACCAGCUGGUGGAGAAGAUCAUCAACUACAAACACUCCUCUGACAGCUGUCAAGUCAGUGAAGGUUUGGUGGCGGAGCAGUUCCUGGAAUCCACGGCAACCCAGCUGUCCUAUCACGGCCUGUGUGAGCUCAACACCACGGCCAAGGAGGGCGAGCUGUCCGUCUUCUUCAGGAACAACCACUUCAGCACGAUGAUCAAACACAAGGGGCAUCUGUACCUGCUGGUGACGGACCAGGGCUUCCUGCAGGAGGAGAGUCUGGUGUGGGAGAGUCUGCAUAACGUGGAGGGCGACGGCAACUUCUGCGACUCCGACUUCCGCCUCAGCCACCCUCCUCAGCGGGGCGCGGCGUCAUCGUCCACCGCGGACGCCCCGACCCCCCAGCAGCAGCGGCAGCAGAUCGACCAGGACUACCUGGUGGCCAUGUCCCUGCAGCAGCAGCAGGGUGCGGCCCCGGGGCCCCUGAGUGACCUGGAGCUGGCCAGGCAGCUGCAGCAGGAGGAGUACCAGCAGCAACAGCAGCAGCAGCAGCAGCAGCAACAGCAGCAGCAGAUGUCCACAGCAUCCUCAGCAUCCUCGGCUCCACAGGGGCGAGGCCAAGCGGCAGGCCAGCAGACUCGGAGACGGGAGAAGAAGGACGACUCCGACUGUACCUUAUUAUAGGGACCUUGCUUGCCCUCCACGCCACCUUACCUGUGCCCUCCAAAUACUCGUCUGCUCUUGCGGGCUAAGCCAAGGACAUUGCAAGUGCUCACACACACACACACACACACACACACACACACACUCACUCGCGUGCAAACAUACACACUCGUGCAUACUCAGGAGCCCCCAUCUCCUCUGAGCGGUCAUUUUAAUGCCAAACCCAGCACCAUUCCUACCAGCUUUGCCAUAAUUCCCCAUCACAAUGCCACAACACACGUGCCCUUCACUAACCUCCUUGCCAUCUCACUUCACACCACCAGGGGCAGCAGAGUGCCCAAGCUGAGAUAUUGUAAUGUGGGGGAAUAAAGCAGUACCACCCAAAAGCGUGAGGCUCGUUCAG